UAAGAUAAUUGCAUCAAAUACCAGAUAGUCGCUCCUAAUCCACUAUAAAGGCAGACGUCUUAAAUGUUAUUGCUUUUUAUAAAUAUACAGAUAUUAAACUUUUAUCAGUUUUAAAAAAUCGUAAUUCUGCUCUAAAAAUAGGUAUUUUUAAAAAUCAACAAUAAAAUUAUUGUAAUACUACAAAAUAUAAAACGACUAUGCUCAUAGAUAUACCAGAGUGUAAAAGAUGCGCGUUUUGCUUUCCCUUACGAUAUGGAAUCCUUAUUUUCGGUUACUUAAGUUUGAUUUUUUCAAUACUAGUUAUAUGUCUCGAGUUAUGGCUUGGUUAUGGUAGUUCCGUAACUGAACCUACCAUGUCUAUAUACCGUGGAGUGGGCCUGUACACACAGAUGUGGUUUCCAAUACUGUUAUAUAUUCUUGAAGUUAUUUUCAACAUCAUAUUAUUAAUUGGAGCUCAUAUGAAAAUAAACGAAUUUAAUACGAGCGUAUUAUUAUUACGGUAUAACAACGACUUUAGCUGCGUUUGUCACGUUCAUUAUUGUCAGACAUCGUCAUUCCCAAUACUGGACCUUCGACAUGUUCGAUAUGAGCUUCACUUUUUGUGGACUUGUGAUACAAAUAUAUUUGUUACUACUCAUUCGUAGUGAAUUAAAUAAACUACGAUAUCAAGAUGGAGUGACAUUUGUGAAUCGUUUAGCUGAGGUCACCGUGGAUCGAACACCAUGGAGAGAAGAGAGAAAUCCGUUGUUAAUUUGAAAAGACUGAGUGGUUAAAAUAUUAAUAUAUAUAAACAAAAAAAACAAAUUUACAUCCUUGUACACAAUAAAAUCAAACUAUUCCAAAUUUAAUUAAAAAAAAAUAACUGGGAUAUUUCAUAACAAAAGGCAUGAGUGGAUAAAAUCUGAAUGAUAUAUUUUUACAAAAUUUGUAAACAUAUAUCGACAUGUUUAGAUGAAUCGGCACGAACGUCACAUGAUAGUCAGAAGUGGGCGUAAAAUGUAUCAAAAAUUUACACCGACUUCAAAAAGAAAGGAGGUUCUCAAUUCGGUUAUAUAUUUUUUAUAUUUGUUACCUCAUAACUUCGUCACUUACAAACCGAUUUGAAAAAUUCCUUUUAAUAUCGAAAUCAGGUGAAACCUGAAAGAAUUUACUUCUGAAAGAAUUUACAAAUUGGUUCCAUAGAAAUUUUAUCAAAAUCGAUUUAGUAGCUUAGUUUGUAAACCAAAAUAGCUGGUUUUGCUAUUUUCAGUUAGUUUUUUUGUGGAAUCCAAUCUUAACAGACUUUGAAUGGGUGUUUAAGAUUUUUUAUAUAUCAAUAGAUAAAAUGUUUUACGUAAAUUUAUGAUUUACGAUUAAUUACGCAUAAUCUUCGAUGCAACUGUACCUACUAGUGUGUUAAUAUUACGCUCUCAUUUCCAUUUGUAUUAACGGCAGAUUAUGCGAAAUGAACCUUAUUACGAUACGCGUAAUGUAGCUUUUUAAUUUUCCUGUUACACUAUUAUCAUAUUGCGUUAAGUAGGUUCAUUUCUGCUUUUUCUAAGUAUGCAUACCUAAAGAAUUAAUUGACAAAGUAAUAUGUUAGUACAUUAUUUAUUAUUCAUGCAACUCUCGCAUUAACAAAAUGGUUAAUGUAAAAUGAUACUUUUGUUAUUCAUAGGUACACAUUGAUAUUUUUUUUUUAUUUAUUAUUGAUUGUUUUUAAAUAAAAAUUAUUUUGAUUUACUAAGAGUACUCUUUGUUACAGUUCCCAUUAAUUAAUAUUAUAUAUCCAAAAAUUUCUAACGAUGGAUGAAUGAAUGUUUGUUUGUUAUAAAUUCUUUUUUAUUUUAUAUUCUUUAUUAUUUAUUGUUGUAUUUUUUUUUUAUUUGAAAGGAUAUGCUUUCAGAUUGGUCUCAUAAAGAUUUUAUUAAAAUCGGUUUACUAGUUUAGUUUUUGAAUUACUGGUUUUUCCACUAUUAAAGUAAAUUUUUUAUCCAUUAUCACAUUAUC
Messenger RNA from Galleria mellonella (greater wax moth), 1989 nucleotides. RefSeq lists its product as uncharacterized. The record is from RefSeq and is a predicted model, not a curated record. The transcript has 4 exons. Lineage: Eukaryota; Metazoa; Arthropoda; Insecta; Lepidoptera; Pyralidae. The coding region runs from base 198 to 644 and encodes 148 amino acids.